UAGACCCCCCCCCCCCCGCGCCGACUCGACGCCUCUUUGCUCCGAAGCGACAACCGCGGCUCAGGUCUCCCGUCCGUCCGCAUACGACACCACACACGAGCUCUACGCCGCGUUCAGACAGGAUGGCAGUGCAGCACCCUCAGUUCGAGCUGGCCGGACAGAAGCCGGGCCUCCAGGUGUGGAGGGUGGAGAGCUUCGACCUGGUGCCCGUCCCCGAGAACCUGUACGGGGGCUUUUACACGGGAGACGCCUACCUGCUCCUCAACACCAUCAAGCAGCGCUCCGGGAACCUGCAGUACGACCUCCACUUCUGGCUGGGAGAUUUCUGCAGCCAGGAUGAGCGCAGCGCGGCGGCCAUCUUUACGGUCCAGAUGGACGACUUCCUGGGGGGGAAACCCAUCCAGUACCGCGAGGUCCAGGGACACGAGUCCAAGACCUUUCUUGGCUACUUCAAGUCUGGAAUCACAUACAUGAAAGGGGGCGUGGCCUCCGGGUUCAAGCACGUGGUCACCAACGAGGUGGUCGUGCAGCGGCUGCUCCAGGUCAAAGGUCGCCGCUCGGUCCGGGCAACGGAGGUGACGGUCAGCUGGGACAGCUUCAACCAGGGAGACUGCUUCAUCCUGGACCUGGGGGCUGAGAUCUACCAGUGGUGCGGCUCCCAGAGCAACCGCUUCGAGAAGCUGAAGGCCACCCAGGUGGCCAAGGGUAUCCGUGACAACGAGCGCAGCGGCAGGUCCAGGGUUUACGUGUGCGACGAGGGGGCGGAGAGAGAGAAGAUGGCCGAGGUGUUGGGCCCGAAACCGGAUCUUCCCGCCGGGGUCUCUGACGACAUCAAAGCCGACGCUUCAAACAGGAAGAUGGCCAAACUCUACAAGGUGUCCAACGCCAACGGGGACAUGGCCAUCGCGCUGGUGGCCGCCGAGAACCCGUUCGCCCAGAGCGCCCUGGAGUCCGGCGACUGCUUCAUCCUGGACCACGGCUCCGACGGGAAGAUCUUCGUCUGGAAAGGCCAAGACGCCAACAUGGACGAGCGAAAGGAGGCGAUGAAAGCGGCGGACGAGUUCAUCGAGAAGAUGGGUUACGCCAAACACACGCAGGUCCAGAUCCUGCCGGAGAUGGGCGAGACGCCGCUCUUCAAGCAGUUCUUCAAGAACUGGCGCGACCGAGAGCAGACGGUGGGGAUGGGCGUGGCCUACAUCGCCAACAGCAUCGCCAACAUCGAGAAGGUGGCGUUCGACGCGGCCGGCCUGCACGACUCGGCCGCCAUGGCCGCCCAGCACGGCAUGGUGGACGACGGCACGGGAGAGAAGCAGAUCUGGCGCAUUGAGGCGUCCGACAAGGUGCCGGUGGACCCGUCCACACACGGACAGUUCUACGGCGGAGACAGCUACAUCAUCCUGUAUAACUACAGCCACGGGGGACGCCAGGGACACAUCGUCUACAUGUGGCAGGGGGCGGACUCCAGCCACGACGAGAUCGGGGCCUCGGCGAUCCUCGCCGCCCAGCUGGACGACGAGCUGGGCGGCGGCCCCGUGCAGGUGAGGGUGGUGCAGGGCAAAGAGCCGGCCCACCUGAUGAGUCUGUUCGGAGGCCGGCCCAUGGUGGUGUACAAGGGCGGCACGUCCCGAGAGGGGGGGCAGUCGGCGCCCGAGGAGACGCGACUCUUCCAGGUGCGCUCCAACUCGACGGGACACACCAGAGCCGUGGAGCUCGACGCGGCGUCAUCCAACCUGAACUCCAACGACGCUUUUAUUCUGGUGACCCCCGGCGGCUCCUUCCUGUGGAUGGGCGUCGGCGCCAGCGACGCCGAGAAGCACGGAGCCCAGCAGAUGUGCGACAUCCUGGGGGUGUCGGCCUCGGAGCUGUCCGAGGGAGGAGAGACCGACGAGUUCUGGGAGGCUCUUGGAGGAAAGGCGGACUAUCGCACUUCCACCCGACUCAAGGACAAGAUGGACGCUCACCCACCGCGACUCUUCGCCUGCUCCAAUAAGACUGGAAACUUCAUCAUUGAGGAGGUACCCGGCGAGAUGACCCAGGACGACCUCGCCACCGAUGAUGUCAUGAUCCUGGACGCCUGGGAUCAGGUGUUCGUCUGGAUCGGACUCGAGGCCCAAGAGGAGGAGAAGACGGAGGCGAUGGCGUCCGCGGCCCGUUACAUCGAGACGGACCCGGCCAACCGGGACCGCCGGACGCCCGUCGUCAAGAUCAAGCAGGGCUACGAGCCGCCCACCUUCACCGGCUGGUUCCUGGGCUGGGACCACGAGUACUGGACCAGCGACCCCCUGGAGCGCGCCAUGGCCGAGCUGGCCCUGUGAGACUCUCACCUCCCCCCCAAUCAAUCAGCCCUUUGACCUUUGACCCCCACUUCGCCACAAACUGCUUCUUUUUUUGCCGCCAAUGCGCCCAGAAAACCUUUUAAAGCUUUUUUGAUUUGAUGUUUUUUUUCAGGCUCCUGGUUGAUGUCGUGUUUUAGUUCACUUGGUCUCUCGACCAAUAGAAAUAGAGCUUGAGCAGAGGCUCAGGCUGCUUGUAGGGUUAGCACUUAACAGUUUGCGAUUUUUAUUGAAGUACAUUUAUUUUAUAUACAGGUGGACCGAGUCCAACAGUCUUGGCGUGUUGCAACAUCAGAAAAGACGUUGCCAUGGAAACACAAUCAAUGCCUUAAUAUUUGUUCCUCUGGUUUCCUGCUUUUUUAAUUAUUUCUUUUAAUAUAAAGAUUCCGUUUCAGUUCUAGAGAUCGGUUGUCUCCAGUUAUCUCACAAUAUUUAUUAUUUUUUAUACACAACAGCCUUAUGUCCAGGAAAGCUUGUGAUGAUGUAAUCGCCAACAGGAACCCAACGCUUCGCCGCUUUUCAGUCCAGACGUGUCGUCCUCCGCGGCGCUUCCUGACGUUAGAAUUUCAAUAAAAACGUGUCACGUGUUUCAAACACCGAUCCCAAAAGAAUAAUAAAAAAACAGACAAAAAUG
Messenger RNA from Pseudoliparis swirei, 2967 nucleotides. It is a transcript of the gene gsna, whose product is annotated as gelsolin a. The coding region runs from base 123 to 2315 and encodes 730 amino acids. Gene Ontology annotation, cellular component: actin cytoskeleton; cytoplasm. The transcript has 16 exons. NCBI's taxonomy places the organism in Eukaryota, Metazoa, Chordata, Actinopteri, Perciformes, Liparidae. Gene Ontology annotation, biological process: actin filament severing; barbed-end actin filament capping; actin polymerization or depolymerization. Gene Ontology annotation, molecular function: phosphatidylinositol-4,5-bisphosphate binding; actin filament binding. The record is from RefSeq and is a predicted model, not a curated record.